AUGCCGAAUCCUGUGGUUCCGAAACCAAGCAAGGUUUCACAAUUCAACGUGGAUGCCGAUCAUCGGAUCUCGGUAACAGCAGCACACUCCAACAAGCCGAAGAAUCCAGCGAGUCAGGUGGUGUUGCUCACUGCCCUCGUUGAUGUUUUCGAUCAUCAGCAACGUCCUCGUGUGUGCAAAGCUCUGCUAGACUGCGGUUCCCAGGUGAGUUUUAUAACCCAAUCAUUCGUCAACUCACUUGGUAUUGACGUGGAAGAAGUAAGUGACCCAAUAAUAGGCAUAGGCAGUGUAAGGUCAACAAUUAAGCAAAAAUGUUCCGUACACGUCCACUCAAAAUGCAGUGAUUUCUCCUUCAUCAUAAAUUGUUUGGUCUCACCGAAAAUUACUGGUCACAUUCCGUCGGUGAAAAUAAAUCUGCAAAAUUGGGAACUUCCUCCAGGUCUGCAACUGGCUGAUCCAUCCUUCCAUGAGCCCAGCCAAGUUGAUUUGCUUAUUGGAAUGGAUUGGUUUUACGAUAUCAUGAAACAAGGGUGUUUGAAACUGAAGGACGAUCUCCCUAGCCUUCAUGACUCCCAACUGGGAUGGCUGGUUGGAGGCAAGCUGCUUGAAAGUUCCUCUUCCAAUUUAGCGAUACGUUCUUGUGCUGUUAGUGUUGAUCCAGUCGAGAAGCUUAUUCAGAAAUUUUGGGAAGUAGAAAGUGUGUCACCAGAAAAUAUUCCAUCGACCGAAGAGGAGCAAUGUGAAGCACAGUUUGCUGCAACUUAUCGUCGAGAUGACAGUGGUCGUUUCAUCGUUCAUCUUCCAUUGAAAGACAACGCUUCUCAGCUAGCAGAUUCUCGUUCUAUGGCCCUGCGGAGAUUUUACACGCUCGAGUCCAAGAUGCAACGUUACCCAGAUUUGAAAGCCCAGUAUGACGCCUUCCUUGACGAGUACGAGGAACUCGGACAUUGUCGCGAAAUUGACGAGCGCAAUGAUCCCCCUGAUUUGCUGAAGUGGUAUCUUCCCCACCAUGCUGUUCUACGUCCUUCAAGUACGACAACAAAAUGCCGAGUUGUGUUUGAUGCUUCCGCAAAAGUAUCUGGUUUAUCGCUCAACGAUGUGAUGAUGACAGGACCAACCGUACAGAGCGAUUUGCUGUCCAUAAUCAUUAGAUUCCGAAAGUUCCGAUACGUUUUGAGUGCUGAUGUAGCUAAAAUGUAUCGUCAGAUUUUAAUGGACCCUGCUUUCUCCUCAUUGUUACGGAUUUUCUGGCGAAAAUCUCCUCAGGAUCGAUUGCGUGUGCUGGAGCUUACAACUGUGACAUACGGAACUGCUGCGGCCCCUUUCUUGGCAACGCGAGCCCUUCUUCAACUAGCACGUGAUGAACAAACCAAGUUUCCUCUCGCGUCAGAAGCCUUGGCGAAAAAUUUCUACGUUGAUGACGCACUUUUGACGUAG
This is a messenger RNA of Toxorhynchites rutilus septentrionalis, 1437 nucleotides long. RefSeq lists its product as uncharacterized. The record is from RefSeq and is a predicted model, not a curated record. The coding region runs from base 1 to 1437 and encodes 478 amino acids. Lineage: Eukaryota; Metazoa; Arthropoda; Insecta; Diptera; Culicidae. The transcript has a single exon.